Messenger RNA from Aphis gossypii (cotton aphid), 2806 nucleotides. RefSeq lists its product as uncharacterized. The coding region runs from base 1235 to 2497 and encodes 420 amino acids. NCBI's taxonomy places the organism in Eukaryota, Metazoa, Arthropoda, Insecta, Hemiptera, Aphididae. The record is from RefSeq and is a predicted model, not a curated record. The transcript has 33 exons.
CUAAUAUAAAUUAUACAAAACAUACAAUUAUUAAUCCGCUUUACUAAAUUAUAUGCUCAAAAUCAGUCAAAUAUUUUACACGUCUGUAUUUAAAAUAUAAAGGGAUUCUUUUUUAAGAUUUUGAGAUUAUUUUUGAUAAGUUUUACAAUGAUCAUUGGUCAAUGAUGCAUGUUUUCUUUCUAUAGGAAGAACUAUAGUUGUAAAUCAUCCAAUUACCCAUAGACAUUUCAAAUUUUUUUCGAUAUUGUUAUAUUUACUGUUAUCUAGUCAGGCUAGUCAGCGCAUAAUCGGUGUUCAGAUAUAAUUCUAAAUUGAUACCCACUUUUGUGAAUAGUAAAUCUUUUUUGUGUGAUUACUAAUCUUUUAAAUGAAAUCGGGUCGAUGACUAAUAUGACCUAAAAUUUGUAAAAAAAUGGCCUAAAUAUCAUCAUAGGGAACUAAACAACAAUAUAUAAAAAUUUAAGUAUUUCAAAAUAUAUUAUUAAUAAGCUUAAAAUUAUAUGAAAUAGAGUUUAAAAUUUAAAUGAAAGCUCACUAAAAUAUUAGCGUGAGUCAAAAUAUUUGGUGAAUAAUAGCCUUGUACAAAGAUAAUAAUUGAUAUUUUGUUCGUGAUAGGAGUGUUAAUAUUUUUUAAAUAUCUGCAAGAUUUAACAUUUUAAAUUAAAAUUUUGAUGUAAUAAUUUUGUUAAUAAAAUAUUAUGUAUAAUGUAUGAUAAACAUAUUAGCUGUUUAAGCUUAAACAUGUAUCAUAUUGUCCGAGAUCUGAAUUGAAUACUCAUUUAAAGUGUUGUAUAACUAAUAAAUUACAUGUAAAUAAAAACAUGUCAUUUGGUUAUUGAGUUUUUUGUAUAAAAAUAAAUUAUAAUUGAAUAAAUUAUUUUGGAUACGAUAUUUUUAACAAAAUAAACCACAACAUAUUAAUUGAAAAAUUAAAAAAAUGAUGAUAUUAAUAAACCUCUAUUAUCUUUAUUUAAUUAUCCCUUAAAAAAAAAAUUGAUUAGCGACCUAAAUUAUUUAAUUAAUAUUAUCACCUAAUUUAUCACCUACUUUAUUUCUUAUAUUUUUAUAAACGAUGUAUCCUUACUCCUCAGCUAUAAAAAUUUCAAAUUUAUUACUAUUUGCUGAUGACGCAACAAUUUUAAAAUAAGGGCUAAAGGUAAUAGGCUGGUAUAAUAAACUAAUACUCAUAGUGGUUGCUGACGUUUAUUAUUGGAUCGCCAAUUAAAAUUAAUUGAUGUAUUUAUUUACAGUACAAUAUACAGAUUUAAAAAUUUUUAAAGAAAAAUACAAUGAAGAAAUUCUCCAAUUCUGCAAAAAAAAUAAUAUAAAGGACACUAAUGAAGAGGACAUUAUGUCGGCUAGUCUAUUAUAUUUCAAGGAGAGUUUUGAAGAAUUCAUUAUGUAUGUCGAUGAUUUAUUUGAUCAUUCAGUUGAAUAUAUUUAUUAUUUAUUGUUAUUAAAGGAUGAUACUAAGGAUAAUGAAUUCAAAACAAAUUUAAAACAAUUUAUAAAUAUAUUUCAAGAAUAUAAAAUUGUUUUUGCAAGUAUAACUUUUUUUUCUCUACCUAAGGAUAUCGAAGAAGAAUAUUUUUCAAGGAAUUUUCGAAAUUUUUAUGCAAUGUCCGUGGUGGAGGAUUUUGAUUUUCAAGAUAUUAAAGUAAAUGAAUUUAUCAAACAAGUUUCAGUAGUUAAAUCAGAAUUUGAUAAAGUUCAAGAAGCGAAAAAAAAACUCACUUGGAUAAAACUACCAGAAAAAGAGUAUACACAGUUUGUAGUGCAUUAUAUUAAAGAGUUAAAUGAAUUGAAUUCAACUUUGUUUCCUGAGACGGAAAUUAAAAUUGGCGAUAUUAAUUAUAAUGAAGAAAGUACUGAAAGAAAAAUCGCUGUUGAUCAAUAUAUAAAAAGUAAAACCCUUAAUUUUGAAAAAAAAUGGAGAAUUGCUGAUAAACAAUAUCAUAAUCUAAUUGUUUACUACUUAAUCCAUGAUAAAAUUCUAAGCAGUGAUAUAAAUCUUGAUGAUGAAGUGUUCAUUUCGGAUAAUGGAGUUAAACAAACUAUAAUUACGGCGUUUUUAAAGUAUUUCAAAGAAAGUUUGGAUAAUUAUUUUAAAUUAAGUGUUUAUUUUGGUAUUGAUGAGAUCACAGAUGAAAAUAAUAAGAAAUUAUUCUAUACACGGAUGUUAAGGACUAUGUUGAGCAUCUACAACGCGUACAUAGGGGAUAUCAAAGCAAAAAUAAAUGUACGCGGUUUUGUUGAAUUAAUGAUCAAUAGAGCAGAGGCCAUACUGGAAUCAAACAAAAAUAAAAAUAUUACUGUUAUACCACUGUCACGACUGAAAAACGAAAGAAAAAAAGAAAUUACUGUUGAAAAUUAUGUGGCUGAAUAUAAUAAAAUCACAGACAUGCCAGAGAAAGCUGAUUGGAAAAGUAUUUUAAAGCACCUUAUAAUUAAUAGAUUAAGGGUAAAUGAAAAAAUGAAAAAUAUUGAAAAGGAGUAAAUGUAAGAUUAAAAAGUUAAAAAAUCGGUGACUAAACAUCAGACGAAAAGUACGAUUUAAAAAGAUACACCUCAACAUAUUUAAUAAUUAUAAUUAAAUAUAAUUUUUAUGGUAUUUUUGUAUACUCAUUAAUAUGUAUCUUUAAAAUUAUUAAAAUUUUACUAGCUGCAAUAACAUAAAAUGAUAUGAUUUAAAGUUUAAUCCUAUCAAACAAAAUAUAAAUGUUUAAUAAUAAUCAUUGUCAUAGUAUAAGAUUAUAAAUUAUUAUUAGAUUGCAAUUAAUAAAUUAUAUUAUAUUUUAUUCAUACA